AUGGAGCCGGCUGCGCCCGAGCCGCCGGCCGCGCCGUCCCCGUCCCUCCAGGCCCGGCUCUGGAAGAACCUGCAGCUCGGGGUGGGCAAGAGCAAGGGCGCCGGGGGCGCGCGCGCGGGGACCCCCGAGCCGCGCGCCGCGGCCACCCCGUCGCCCUCCCCGCCGCCGCCGGGGGGCAGGCGGGACGCCCCGGGCAGCAAGUGGAGCGGCUUCCGGAAACGGAGACAAGUGCUCGACCGAGUCUUCUCCUCCUCGCAGCCCAACCUGUGCUGCUCGUCGCCGGAGCCCCUGGAGGCGGGCGGCGCGGGUCGGGCCGAGCAGGGGUCGGCGCUGCGCCGGCGCCUCCGCGAGCAUCUGCUCCCGGCGGGAAAGGGGCCCGCGGCCGCCGGCGGAGCGACGCCUCCUGGCGGCCGCUCGCCCGAUUCGGCUCCCUCUUCGUCGUCCGCCUCGUCGUCUCUGUCCUCCUCCCCGCAGCCGCCCUCGAGGGGGGACCGCGCCCGAGAUGAGGGCGCCCGGCCGCGCGGGCUCGGGGGACACUUGUGCCAUCAGAAGAGCUCGUCCCUGCCGGGCACCGCCUGCCUGGAGCAGCUGUUGCAGCCGCCGCCGCCGCCGCCGCCCGCACCUGCACCUGCACCUGCACCUGCACCCGCAGAGCCCAGUCCCGCCGAGCCCCCGACCCCGGAGCCGAGCGAGGAGCGAGGCAGCAGUCAGAAAAUAAGUACUGCUGGAACCAGUAAUGCAGAUGUCCCUUUGGCCGAUCCCGGAAUGUACCAGUUGGACAUUACAUUAAGAAGGGGUCAAAGUUUAGCUGCCCGAGAUCGAGGAGGGACAAGUGAUCCAUACGUGAAGUUUAAAAUUGGAAGAAAGGAAGUUUUCAGAAGUAAAAUAAUACAUAAGAAUCUUAAUCCCGUGUGGGAGGAGAAAACGUGCAUCUUUGUUGAUCAUCUUAGGGAGCCAUUGUACGUCAAGGUAUUUGAUUAUGAUUUUGGACUACAGGAUGACUUUAUGGGUUCAGCCUUUCUUGAUCUCACACAACUGGAGUUAAACAGGCCCACAGAUGUGACUUUAACACUUAAAGACCCUCAUUAUCCUGACCAUGAUCUUGGAACCAUUUUGCUCUCGGUUGUUCUUACCCCCAAAGAAGGAGAACACAGGGAUGUGACAAUGCUAAUGAGGAAGAGUUGGAAAAGAUCAAGUAAGUUUCAGACCCAAAGUUUACGUCUGUCAGAACUGCACAGAAAGUCACACCUGUGGAGAGGAAUAGUCAGCAUCACACUGAUUGAGGGGCGAGACCUCAAGGCGAUGGACUCCAAUGGGUUGAGUGACCCCUACGUGAAGUUCCGGCUUGGACAUCAGAAGUACAAAAGCAAGAUUAUGCCAAAAACCUUGAAUCCUCAGUGGAGGGAACAAUUUGAUUUUCAUCUCUAUGAGGAGAGAGGAGGAAUCAUUGAUAUCACUGCAUGGGACAAAGAUGCUGGGAAAAGGGAUGAUUUUAUUGGCAGGUGCCAGGUCGACCUGUCGCUUCUCAGCAGGGAACAGACACACAAGUUGGAGUUGCGGCUGGAAGAGGGGGAAGGACACUUGGUGCUGCUGGUCACCCUCACAGCUUCGGCCACAGUCAGUAUCUCUGAUCUCUCUGUCAACUCCCUGGAGGACCAGAAAGAAAGAGAGGAGAUAUUAAAGAGAUAUAGCCCAUUGAGGAUAUUUCAUAACCUGAAAGACGUGGGAUUUCUCCAGGUGAAAGUAAUAAGAGCAGAAGGUUUAAUGGCUGCUGAUGUUACAGGUAAAAGUGACCCAUUUUGUGUAGUUGAACUGAACAAUGAUAGGCUACUAACACAUACUGUCUACAAAAAUCUCAAUCCUGAGUGGAACAAAGUCUUCACGUUCAACAUUAAAGAUAUCCAUUCGGUUCUUGAAGUGACCGUGUAUGAUGAAGAUCGGGACCGAAGUGCUGACUUCCUGGGCAAAGUUGCUAUUCCAUUGCUGUCUAUUCAAAAUGGUGAACAGAAAGCCUACGUCUUGAAAAACAAGCAGCUGACAGGGCCAACAAAGGGGGUCAUCUAUCUUGAAAUAGAUGUGAUUUUUAAUGCUGUGAAAGCCAGCUUACGAACAUUAAUACCCAAAGAACAGAAGUACAUUGAAGAGGAAAACAGACUCUCUAAACAGCUGCUACUAAGAAACUUUAUCAGAACGAAGCAUUGUGUCAUGGUGCUUGUAAAUGCUGCGUACUACGUUAAUAGUUGCUUUGAUUGGGAUUCGCCCCCAAGGAGCCUUGCUGCUUUUGUGCUCUUUCUCUUUGUUGUCUGGAACUUUGAGCUCUACAUGAUACCACUGGUUUUGUUGUCACUGUUGACAUGGAACUACUUCUUGAUAAUAUCUGGGAAAGAUAACAGGCAACGUGAUACAGUACUGGAGGACAUGUUAGAGGACGAGGAAGAAGAAGAUGACAAAGAUGACAAGGAUGGUGAAAAAAAAGGAUUUAUAAAUAAGAUCUAUGCCAUCCAGGAGGUGUGUAUCAGUGUCCAGAACAUCCUUGAUGAAGUGGCUUCCUUUGGCGAGAGGAUAAAGAAUACAUUCAACUGGACUGUCCCGUUCCUGAGCUGGCUGGCGAUUGUGGCCCUGUGUGUAUUCACAGUGAUCCUGUACUUCAUUCCACUGAGAUACAUUGUCCUUGUCUGGGGUAUCAAUAAAUUUACAAAAAAACUUCGAAGUCCUUAUGCAAUUGAUAACAACGAACUACUUGACUUCCUUUCCAGAGUUCCUUCAGAUGUACAAGUGGUGCAAUACCAAGAACUGAAACCAGAUCCUUCUCAUAGCCCAUGUAAAAGGAAGAAAAACAAUCUGGGCUAGCCAACUCCCAGCACUGAGGAGACCCGCAUCUGUUUGGAAAGAUAAAAGAAAAAGCCUCCGCCUCAGCAGCAUUUCCUUUCUUUCUACUUUUUAUUUAUUUUGACUUUUUUUUUUUUAAAAAAAUCAUGAUCGAGAGAAUUUGUAAAUAGUGUACAAAGGCAUAUGUCUUUGAAAAUAUACUUCCAUUGUACAGAAUCAAUUUGAUAAAGGUUUAGCUACUGUUGCGUGAAAGAUUUGUUAGCUGUGGAUCAUACUAUAACACAGGGGGUCAAGAAAUGUAAGAAUGGUGAUAUUAGAAGCUCCAGACGUCUCUAAUUACAAGUGAAAGAACCAGAAUAUUAGAUUAGAUGCUCAGCUGUGCUGAUUAAAUCGACAUGAAAUGUAAAUGUCCAUUUAAGUUUUUUUAUGUAACUUUUUUUUUAAUCUGAAAACAAUCUAUUACAGUUUCUAUGUUUUAUACAUUUUAAAAGAGGAAGGGGGAUCCCGAAAACCUGAAAAAUGAAACAGAUGCAUUUCAAUUUAACAAAGAUUCUGUCUUCAAAUCCUGACAUUCAUUCCUGUGCAAAUUCUUUGGGUAUAACUUGUGUGAUCUGAAGCUAAUGAGUGAAGGUACACUCACCUCUCACGAGAAAUUUUCACACUCUGCAAUCCUACAGAAAACUUUCAAACCUUCUAUCAUUCCAUUAAAAACCUUAACAUUUCAACAGGUCUACACAUAAAUACUGCCAGAUUUAUAAAUGAUUGCCUAUCUGACUUUUUAUAUAUGCCACUCCUUUAUACCAUGUGAGCAAAUUCUAGUACCCCAGUUCAGUUGACAAAAAUACUAGCAAACUAAAUCUGUGUGACUUUUGGUGUCAGAUUAUUCCUCUGUGCAUCUAAAAAAGUUAUUACUCGAGUGUUCUAGCAGAGAAAAAAAAUAUCUGCUUUCUCAUUAGGUUAUUGAAAUGCUUUAAUACAUACUAUGAUUUCUGUUAUUAGUGUGAAUUUUAAUGUAGAGGAGAAUGCAGUGUGCUAUGUGAUAUGCCAGUGUUACAUUCAUUUCUGGAAAAAUAUCAUUCUUGAUAAUAUGAAUGCAUGAAAACCUAUUUUGUAUAAUAAACUGCUUAUGAGGAGGGGGAAUUUGCCUUCAAAAAGUUUCACUACUUACUAUAGAAUCUAUACUUAAAAAUUGCAUUUCCUUAUGGUAGUUUUUGUAUCUAACUCCCUGUUAUAUCAAGGGAAUAUACCUCUGGAGGGAGCAUUGGUGAGGAUAUCUUACUUUCCUGAGUUGGUAGGGGACUUAGCUUGUUUAAAAUCGUUGCAGACAAUGUUUUGCACUACUUUAUUAAUAAUAGACUAGGGAAGGUGGAGGUUUAUUGCUGAAAAAAAAAAUGUAAAAUAGCCUGAGGAGCAAGUAAUAUAUAUUUCACUAUAAAGGAAGGUUCUUUAAAAAAUAUUCUUUAAAAAUAAAUUUAAUCUCAUCAAAGCUGAUUUUUAAAGUAUUUUUAUUUAAAAGCUAUGUUGUUAAAUACUAUUUCUUAUGAUAGAAAUAUUUUGAUGUUUAUAUACUAUGCCUGAAAGAAUGUCAAUUAAAUUCCCUUUCUACAGAAAGGCUUGACCUCAAAAAAAUGCUGUAUUUAGCGUAUCAUGUUUAUAACGACAUGCUCACAUCUCCAUACGAUCACUGUUUGUUGCGAAAACAUAAUAUUCCAUGAAGUUGAUGUUACUACAGAAAGUUUACUGAUGGGAUAAUUGGUCUGACAUAAAUUUUGAUUAUACCUUGUGUGAGAUUUAUGUUCUGUGCCGACAUUGUCUACUCAAAUGUCUAUGGGCAGGCCUGAUACUCUACAACUUCAGAUGUACCUAGUGGAUAGUAACCAUUAACAGAUGACUAAUUUCUGUUUCAUUCUAUCAAAUUUCAGAUGUUUAGUUCAAUGGUAAUGUUGACUAUACACUCACUGCAUUAAAUAAAAAAUCUUUUCUAUGUA
Sorex araneus (European shrew) is the source of this 4817-nucleotide messenger RNA. It is a transcript of the gene MCTP1, whose product is annotated as multiple C2 and transmembrane domain containing 1. The coding region runs from base 1 to 2850 and encodes 949 amino acids. The record is from RefSeq and is a predicted model, not a curated record. Gene Ontology annotation, biological process: regulation of neurotransmitter secretion. Gene Ontology annotation, molecular function: calcium ion binding. NCBI's taxonomy places the organism in Eukaryota, Metazoa, Chordata, Mammalia, Eulipotyphla, Soricidae. The transcript is spliced from 21 exons. Gene Ontology annotation, cellular component: synaptic vesicle membrane.